AUGCAUCGAUGCACUGAUGUGGUCGACCUGCUAACAUCGAUCGACCAGGAAUACAUGUUGAAAUAUGACUCUCAACACGGCCAAUUCAAGGAUGAAAUCUCGCACGAUGAGAGUGGCCUCGUCGUUGGCGGCAAGCACAUCAAGUUCUACGCUGAGCGUGACCCAGCCAACAUCAAGUGGUCCGAGACUGGAGCCGAUUACAUCGUCGAGUCCACCGGUGUCUUCACCACCACCGAGAAGGCCAGCGCUCACUUGAAGGGAGGUGCCAAGAAGGUCAUCAUCUCUGCUCCCUCUGCUGAUGCCCCCAUGUUCGUCAUGGGUGUCAACGAGGAGAAGUACACUGCCGAUAUCCAGGUCCUCUCCAACGCUUCCUGCACCACCAACUGCCUUGCUCCCCUCGCCAAGGUCGUCCACCAGAACUGGGGUCUCAAGGAGGGUUUGAUGACCACCGUCCACUCCUACACUGCUACCCAGAAGACCGUCGACGGUCCCUCCGGCAAGGACUGGCGUGGUGGCCGUACCGCUGCUCAGAACAUCAUCCCCAGCAGCACCGGUGCCGCCAAGGCCGUCGGAAAGGUCAUUCCAGAGCUCAACGGAAAGCUCACUGGUAUGUCUAUGCGUGUGCCCACAUCCAACGUCUCCGUUGUCGACUUGACCUGCCGCACCGAGAAGCCAGUCACCUACGACGAGAUCAAGAAGGUCAUGAAGGCCGCUUCCGAGGGCGAGCUCAAGGGUAUUCUCGGAUACACCGAGGACGCCGUUGUCUCCACUGAUAUGAACGGCAACACCAACUCCUCCAUCUUCGAUGCCGGUGCCGGUAUCGCCCUCAACGAGAACUUCAUCAAGCUCGUCUCCUGGUACGACAACGAAUGGGGCUACUCUCGCCGUGUCGUUGACCUCAUCUGUGAGCUUCUCCUCUUCGUUGUUUUGUCUGCUUCGAAUUCAGGGCAUAAACUAACACGCAUCUUCCACAGCCUACAUCGCCAAGGUCGACUCCGGCUGCAAAUAGCAACUAACGGGAAGUGCGGAACAACGGAGCAUGCUCUAGUUAGGUCCACCACCAGUUUCCCAUUUCUAUCUCUUCCUCCCUAUAUCCCACUAUCAAUAUAA
Molecule: messenger RNA, 1110 nt
Organism: Trichophyton verrucosum HKI 0517
Lineage: Eukaryota; Fungi; Ascomycota; Eurotiomycetes; Onygenales; Arthrodermataceae
Product: glyceraldehyde-3-phosphate dehydrogenase, putative
Exons: 2
Coding region: 1-1110 (369 amino acids)
Biological process (GO): glucose metabolic process
Molecular function (GO): NADP binding; oxidoreductase activity, acting on the aldehyde or oxo group of donors, NAD or NADP as acceptor; NAD binding
Source: RefSeq, a predicted model, not a curated record